GCGUACUCGUCUCCCUUCCAUCCUGCUUCCUCAGCCCUGGAGCUCCGCGGGGCUUGGGUGGGUCUCAACAGCGGCAGCACCGGUGGCGGCGAUAGUGACAGUGACUGCGUGAGACUCAGACGGAAAUGGCGAUGGCGAUGUCAGACAGUGGGGCGACCCGGCUGCGCCGGCAGCUGGAGUCGGGGGGCUUCGAGGCGCGGCUGUACGUGAAGCAGCUCUCGCAGCAGUCGGACGGGGACCGGGACCUGCAGGAGCACCGGCAGCGCAUCCAGGCGCUGGCGGAGGAGACGGCGCAGAACCUGAAGCGCAACGUCUACCAGAACUACCGGCAGUUCAUCGAGACAGCCCGCGAAAUCUCCUACCUGGAGAGCGAGAUGUAUCAGCUCAGCCAUCUGCUGACCGAGCAGAAGAGCAGCCUGGAGAGCAUCCCGCUCACCCUGCUGCCGGCGGCCGCCGCCGCUGGGGCUGCCGCGGCCUCCGGCGGGGAGGAAGGGGGAGGCGGCGCGGGGGGCCGAGACCACCUGCGGGGCCAGGCAGGCUUUUUCCCCACUCCCGGGGGCGCCUCCCGCGACAGCUCGGGCCCCGGCGAGGAAGGGAAGCAGCGCACCCUUACCACCCUGCUCGAGAAGGUGGAAGGCUGCAGGCACCUGCUGGAGACGCCGGGGCAGUACCUGGUGUACAACGGGGACCUGGUGGAAUACGAGGCCGACCACAUGGCCCAGCUGCAGCGGGUGCACGGCUUUCUCAUGAACGACUGUUUGCUGGUGGCCACCUGGCUGCCCCAGCGGCGGGGGAUGUACCGCUACAACGCCCUCUAUCCCCUGGAUGGUUUGGCCGUGGUCAACGUCAAGGACAACCCGCCCAUGAAGGACAUGUUCAAGCUGCUCAUGUUUCCCGAGAGCCGUAUUUUUCAGGCGGAAAAUGCUAAAAUCAAACGAGAGUGGCUGGAAGUGCUGGAGGAAACCAAGAGAGCCCUCAGUGAGAAAAGACGAAGGGAGCAGGAGGAGGCAGCGGCCCCUCGAGCACCACCCCAGGUGACUUCCAAGGCCAGUAACCCAUUUGAGGAUGAAGAAGACGACGAACCGGCCGUUCCUGAGGUAGAAGAGGAGAAGGUGGACCUCUCAAUGGAAUGGAUCCAGGAGUUACCUGAAGACCUGGAUGUCUGUAUUGCCCAGAGGGACUUUGAAGGAGCCGUUGACCUGCUGGAUAAAUUAAACCAUUACCUAGAGGAUAAGCCCAGUCCACCUCCUGUUAAAGAGCUAAGGGCCAAAGUGGAUGAGCGUGUCCGGCAGCUCACGGAGGUGCUGGUGUUUGAACUCUCCCCAGAUCGUUCCCUGAGAGGUGGUCCGAAGGCUACGCGUAGAGCAGUUUCUCAACUGAUCCGGCUGGGCCAGUGCACAAAGGCCUGUGAGCUGUUUUUGAGAAACAGGGCAGCGGCUGUGCACACUGCAAUACGUCAGCUGCGCAUCGAGGGUGCCACCUUACUCUACAUUCAUAAGCUGUGCCAUGUCUUCUUUACCAGCCUUCUUGAAACCGCACGGGAAUUUGAGACGGAUUUUGCAGGCACAGACAGUGGCUGCUACUCUGCCUUUGUGGUCUGGGCGAGAUCAGCCAUGGGCAUGUUUGUGGAUGCCUUUAGCAAGCAGGUGUUUGAUAGUAAGGAGAGCCUCUCUACCGCGGCCGAGUGUGUGAAAGUGGCGAAGGAGCACUGUCAGCAACUGGGGGACAUUGGACUCGACCUCACCUUCAUCAUCCAUGCCCUUCUGGUGAAGGACAUCCAAGGGGCCUUGCACAGUUACAAAGAAAUCAUCAUCGAAGCCACUAAACAUCGCAACUCUGAGGAGAUGUGGAGGAGGAUGAACUUGAUGACCCCAGAGGCCCUGGGCAAGCUCAAAGAGGAGAUGAAGAGUUGUGGGGUCCGAAACUUUGAGCAGUACACCGGGGAUGACUGCUGGGUGAACCUGAGUUACACCGUGGUUGCCUUCACCAAACAGACCAUGGGCUUCUUGGAAGAAGCCCUGAAGCUCUAUUUCCCAGAGCUGCACAUGGUACUUUUGGAGAGCCUGGUGGAAAUCAUUUUGGUUGCCGUGCAGCAUGUGGAUUACAGCCUUCGGUGCGAGCAGGAUCCGGAGAAAAAGGCUUUUAUCAGACAGAAUGCAUCCUUUCUCUAUGAGACCGUCCUCCCUGUGGUGGAGAAGAGGUUUGAAGAAGGCGUGGGGAAACCCGCCAAGCAACUCCAGGACCUGAGGAAUGCAUCCAGACUUAUUCGUGUGAACCCUGAAAGUACAACGUCAGUGGUCUGAUGCCCGUGGCUCUGUGUCUAUGUAUGCCUAUAUAUUGCUUAUACGUUAUUUAUAUUUAUAUUAAGUUGCAUUAGCAUAUUCUUUAUAGUCUUAAACACAGAUCAAAAAUAAAAGACGCCCUCUCAAACAGAAAUGCAGAAUCAAAAGGAAGAAGAAAAAAAAGUUAAAAUUAAGCCAAAAUAACAAAACAGUGGAAUUAUUAAAAUAUACGCUUUCCUUUUAAAUUAUGCUAACUCUCUAAUGAAUAUGUUGUCACACUACAGCAUUUCAGUGUAUCCUUUUGGGUCAAAACACACUUUCUUCCAGUCUGUAUUAUGCAGCUCAGAGAAAUCAUAUCUAUAAAUACGUAGAAUUUAAGUAUGUCGUGAGGUUUCCCAGUUCGCUAAAAUGUUAGGUCUCUUAAAAGAGUACAGUGCCGUACAAACACCCUGCUUCACACACUUCCCCACCUUAAAAUGUGACUGAACAAUUUUGGGGGGCGGGGGGAGGAGUUGAGAGCAUUGGUUUUAGCAUAAAUUUUGGUCAAAAAAAUUCCUUCUUGAAAAUGGCCAGUUUGUGGACUCAAAUACUUGGAUAGCUUUCAUGAGAUGGCUCCGCAAACAUUUUGCCAGUGUGAUUUGAGUGACUAAUUAUUUUCACCUGCUAAUUAGCAACUUUCUAAUACUUGAUUGGGGAGCAUUUACUUGAAUCUUAAGGACUAUGGUAACUUUUCUUUCAACAUAUUCCUGAACUGCGUGAAUUUCUAGCCACAGCUUUUGUCCUUACCAUACUAAAAAAAUUAAAAUGAUUAAAAGAAAACCACCAAAACAGGACAGACUGAGGAACCUGGCAAUGGCCAGUGACUUUUAGCUGCCUUCCCUCAAUCUCCCUGUAACAUAUAAUGACUCAGACUACAUGGAAACGGGAGGAAAGUUUUCGGUGAAACAUUUAUUGAGAUUUCAGGGCCUGGGUGGAUGGGAAAUUAGAAAAAAAUCAUAUGCAAACCCUACUCAAGUAUGACUGUUUUGAGCAGAGAUUUGGCUUUUGAUUUUUUGUAGCAAAGUAGAGAACAAAAAGGUGAGACAAUGUGCCCAAAGCCAAGGGAAGAAAAGAACUUUUGGUGACUCCUACUAGAAUGCUACAUACUGCCUUUCUCUUGUUUUGUGUUUUCCUUUGUUAUGAAAAGUAAAUAUAAUGCUUACUUCAGGUUGUUUCGUAAAACAAAAAUAGCUGAAGAAAUUGGAGCUUCCCAGGAUUUCUGAACUACUGCUUCCAUUGUGCAUUGAUUAUAUAAGAUUCCCCAUAUGUGAAGAGAAAUUGUGCUAAGAUCCACCAUUUUUCCCUCUUUCCAGUUGUGAUUCUUGUCCAAAAGUGCCAUUUCUGAUGCCGAGGACUUCCAAAGUUCUUGUCUUUUAUCUGAAUUAAAAUAGUGGUAUUAAGUGGAAAUUAUGUAAAACUAAAAUAGCUUCCAAGAGUGGCUUAGGGUUUGUGAAGCUCCAUGACUCAGUUACUUGCUGUCAGAGGAGCCCUUUUAUGUAUUUUUAGCUAUGC
This is a messenger RNA of Mustela erminea (ermine), 3833 nucleotides long. It is a transcript of the gene EXOC8, whose product is annotated as exocyst complex component 8. Gene Ontology annotation, biological process: intracellular protein localization; exocytosis; Golgi to plasma membrane transport. Gene Ontology annotation, cellular component: exocyst. NCBI's taxonomy places the organism in Eukaryota, Metazoa, Chordata, Mammalia, Carnivora, Mustelidae. Bases 126 to 2303 code for a protein of 725 amino acids. The record is from RefSeq and is a predicted model, not a curated record. The transcript has a single exon.